CACUUCUCCAUCCGACAAUAUGGAAAAUGACAUGAAACCCACUGCCCUGCACGUCGAAGGAUCCUUUGCGGAAUCCCCCGACUUUGAUCCCAUCCCUCGUCAGCGGAUUCCCUUGACCGAGGAGGACAGCAAGAGAAUCAAGCGGAAGACUGACCGGGCCAUCUUGACGAUCCUGAUCUGGGUCUAUUUCCUGCAGAUUCUGGACAAGACGGUCCUGGGGUUCGGAGCCACCUACGGACUGGAGGAAGAUACUCACCUCACGGGCAACCAGUACUCGCUCAUCGGCUCCAUCGCGCCUAUUGCCCAGCUGGCCUGGCAACCAUGUUCCUCUUGGCUCAUAGUCAAGGUCCGCCCUCGCAUCCUCAUGCCUACCCUCUGUCUCGGAUGGGGGAUUGCGCAGACAUGUAUGGCCGCGUGCCACAACUUCGGGCAGCUGCUGGCGGCGCGAUUCUUCCUCGGACUGUUCGAAGCCGGAUGUCUACCUCUGUUCUCGAUCCUCGUGGCACGAUGGUAUCGGCGCGCCGAGCAGCCCAUUCGCGUGGCCGCCUUUUACUCCACCAACGGCUGGGCAACCAUCAUCGCGGCGGCCCUGUCCUACGGACUGAGUCAAAUCAAGUCGGAUGUCUUGAAAGGAUGGCAAAUUAUCUUCUUGUUUGUCGGUCUCCUCACCAUCAUCACCAGCCCCUUCAUCUACUGGCGUCUCGACGACGACAUCGACACCGCACGAUUCCUCCGUGAGAGCGAAAAGGAGCAGGCGGUCGAACGGCUCCGUGCCAACCAGACCGGCACCGGCACGCGGGAGUACAAGAUGAGCCACCUCUGGGAAGCGGUGCUGGAGCCCAAGACCUACCUGUGGAUCGGGCUGGGGCUGCUCCUCAACAUCGGGGCCUCGGUCACCAAUGUCUUCGGCCCGCUGAUCCUGAAAGGCCUCGGGUUCGACACCGACCAUGUGACGCUGCUGAACAUGCCGUUCGGGGCGGUGCAGGUGAUCAUUAUCUUGUUGGCCAGCUACCUCGCCCAAAAGGCCAAGAUGAAGGGGGUCAUCCUCGCGGGGCUGGCGCUUCCGGUCGUCGCGGGGCUGGCCUUGCUGUACGCCCUGCCCCGGGAUCAGAGCGCCAAUGGGGGCCUCAUGGCGGGGUUCUAUCUGCUGGCCUUCUUGUUCGGGGGCAACCCGCUGAUCGUGGCCUGGAUUGUCUCCAACACCGGAGGCACCACCAAGCAGAGUGUCUGCAUGAGCUUCUACAAUGCCGCCACCUCCGCGGGGAACAUCAUCGGGCCCCUGCUGUUCAACUCCACAGACGCGCCGACCUAUCGUCCGGGGCUGAAGGCGUGUCUGGGCAUUUUUGUUGCCUUGGUGGGGGUGACCCUGCUGCAGUGGGUGAAUCUCAUCGUGCUGAACCGCAUGCAGGCGCGCCGGCGCGUCCAGAACGGGAAACCGGCGAAGCUGCAGGACCGGUCGAUGAGGAGGAAUGGGGCCGGGGAGAGCGUGAUGGUCACCGAGGAGACGGGCCAGCAGGGACUGAUGGACUUGACGGACCGCGAGAAUGACGAAUUUAUCUAUGUAUACUAG
This is a messenger RNA of Aspergillus saccharolyticus JOP 1030-1, 1570 nucleotides long. RefSeq names its product putative MFS transporter. Gene Ontology annotation, cellular component: membrane. Gene Ontology annotation, molecular function: transmembrane transporter activity. NCBI's taxonomy places the organism in Eukaryota, Fungi, Ascomycota, Eurotiomycetes, Eurotiales, Aspergillaceae. Gene Ontology annotation, biological process: transmembrane transport. The transcript has 3 exons. The coding region runs from base 20 to 1570 and encodes 516 amino acids. The record is from RefSeq and is a predicted model, not a curated record.